Molecule: messenger RNA, 345 nt
Organism: Glarea lozoyensis ATCC 20868
Lineage: Eukaryota; Fungi; Ascomycota; Leotiomycetes; Helotiales; Helotiaceae
Exons: 1
Coding region: 1-345 (114 amino acids)
Source: RefSeq, a predicted model, not a curated record
AUGAAUUCGAGUCCCACCCCUGACCGAAACAACAUUGACUGGAUCGACUGGCCGCCAAAAAUCAAAACUCCCAUAUGGUUGGUCCUAUGGUGGGUUUUUCUCAGAGUAUUGGACUCUUCGAGGCCAGGACUGGCAAUGUUCCUCGCUAUGUUCACGGGGAUUUCCACAGUGGAAAUUCUUACCCGCCUGCGUUCAACCUCGUCGGGAAUUUUGCAAAUGGAAAAGAAUAUCGAGGAGACUUUUCCCGAUGAGAAGAGGAGGCUUGAGUGGUAUAUGAGCAAAGUUGAAGAGUUGGAAAGCAAGAUGAAGGAAACAGACGUGGAAGCAAGUUCGGGGAGCAGGUGA